Messenger RNA from Symbiodinium pilosum, 1629 nucleotides. The record is from the annotation of a GenBank genome assembly. Lineage: Eukaryota; Dinophyceae; Suessiales; Symbiodiniaceae.
CCUGCACUUGCAGAGGAGCCCUCGCUUCAGCUACUCCAGCAAAACUUACAGCUUGGCCGCACCCCACUGCAAGCUGCGACAACGCCUCGUUUACCAUCCCUUAUAGAAGGUGACCUCAGAAAGCUGCUAGAUGGGUGCUCCGGAUGGGAAUGCUUGAGGCGGUAUGUUCAGCAGCCUGAUGCUCAUUAUGGCUGGAAGGAUAGCUCCAUCAGGCUACAAGGCAAAGUGGCUGGCGUAAAUUGGCAAGCUGCCUUGCUGCAAAUGACCAGCCAGGAGUGGCUACCGGAGGAGGUGUCGCCAAGUGUUUGGAAUCAUUCGCUGGUCGUCAUCUCCCCUGAGCAGUCAAAAAACAAGGGUUGGUGUCUCCUCUAUGUGGCCUUGGGUUUCUAUGGAUCCUCAGGGGCAAGCGAUUCUGUGAAAGCUUCAGACCCUGACGUUCAAGCUGCAGCCGAAAUUGCUGUGGCAGCUGGGAUCCCUGUCGUUGUGCUGUUCAAUGUGCCUGCAGAGCUCUUGACCUUCAAGCAUUCUGAAUACAAAGGCCCUAUGGUAGAGGAUGGGACUUUGUCCUAUGCUUGGGCUAGCUUUGGUCGCGCGCCUUUUGGGCCCUGGCAGCCGGAGCCCAAGCUGCUGUUGGAGCUGCCCAUGACGAAGGCGGCUGUGCGUGCUUUGGACACGAUAAGUGAUUUCGCGCGUGCAGAAUCCUUCCCGGGUCUUUCAAGCAAGAUGAAGUUUGCAGUGAUGGGAACCAGCAAGAGAGGACAUGUCUGCUGGCAUGCAGCAUCGGUAGAUCCCCGCGUGCGGGCCAUCAUUCCGAUUGCUAAAGCCCUGAAUAUGCAAGAUUUCGUGGAACUCACACAGAAGGAAUUAGGCGGACUGCCGCAGGCGGUUUCUGCGUACGCCAAGACUGGCAUGUUGGAACGAAUCUCGGAAUCGCUCCAAGGCCAGUGGUUCCUCAAUAUUACGGACGCAUACUCCUAUAGAGAGCGUUUCGCUGGACUACACAAGUUGGUCAUCAAUGCCGCAAACGAUGAAUAUUUCGUUCCUGAUCACACGCGCGUUUGGUGGCCGGCGUUGCCGGAUCCCAAAUCGCACCUUAUGGUGCCCAACAGCGGGCACAUUAUUGGUAAACAACAGAUCCAGGCUUUGGCUGGGCCGGUAAGUGCCUUUCUCAUCGGCGUCAUGCAGAGCCAGGAUGGAGAAAAAGCUGCACUUCCGCGACUCUCCUGGAAAAUUCAAUCAACAGGUGCCAUCACAGCCAAGCUUGACAAAGCCGGCCCAGCACCAUCACAGGUAAUCUUCUGGCAGGCCACCACCUGCAACUCAAAAAGGCGAGACUUUCGGUUGCACAACGCUGACACGGGAGAAUCUUGCCGCAAAUGUGGCCACGCGGGAUAUCCAGGUUGUGUGAACCAGGCUGUUGCUUGGAGCGGCUCUGAAGUUCAACAGACAGAUCAUCGGAGCCUCACUUGGGAAGCCAGCGCGACUCCCCCAUCUGAUGGCCGAUGGACAGCUUUCUUCUUAACUUUCCACUGGCCUACAGGCUUAAAGCUUUCAACAGAGGUAUCGGUGAUGCCAGUGACACUUCCCUUCCCGGACUGCCCACAGAAGUGUGUGCUGCGCACCGUUUGA